AUGCGCGCGCUGCGAUCAACAAGCACUGUCGCACCAUCGCUGUCUCAGAACUCUCAACAUGGGAGCUGCCGGGCUCAUGACGCUGGUGCUGUUGGUGGCUGCGCUCGUGUCCUGCGCGACCGCUUUGCCGGCUGCUGUUGGAGCUCCAGGUGUGAGCAGGGAGUCACUGACCCCAGCAGAGAGUUUCGGCUUCGGCUGGGGGCUGUGGGGCUGGCCUGGUUAUUAUGGACUCGGGUAUCCUUUCUGGGGCUGAAGAUCACAUCCGCAUACCUCGAGUUUGAGAAGAUGGCGGCGUCUGCUUUGGAAUUCGAUAAAAGCAGUUUCAAGAACGCAAAAUUGUUUGCAGGUUCUGUGCAGACAUACCGGCGGCCUUUGGACUGGAAGCAACACGAGACUCUGGUGCUGUUGGUGGUGGCGGUGGUGUCCUGCGCGUCCGCUUUGCCCACCGCUGUCGGAGCUCCUGGCACCAGUAGGGAGUCGCUGACACCUGCAGAGAGCUUCGCCUUCGGCUUCGGCUGGGGACCCUGGGGCUGGCCCGGUAACUAA
Molecule: messenger RNA, 546 nt
Organism: Schistocerca serialis cubense
Lineage: Eukaryota; Metazoa; Arthropoda; Insecta; Orthoptera; Acrididae
Exons: 5
Coding region: 1-546 (181 amino acids)
Source: RefSeq, a predicted model, not a curated record